UUUUUAAAAGAAUUUAAUAUUAUACAGGCAGCUAUAGUUUUAUCUACUUAAAGCAACAAUUUCUACAAUGUCAGAUGGUUUCGCUUUAAGCAAUAAAUUGUCUCAUCACGUACGUGACAAGGAGGAGAAACGUGCGCAAGAACGACGAAGGAAUUUACUUUAUCUCGUGACUGAUUUUCUGCGAGAACAGAGGUAUAUAAAUUCCGUGCAAAGUUUAAUAAUUGAAGCUCGAUUAGCAGGUGAUGUUCAAGUUUGUGACAACAUAGACCUUGAAACAAUUUUAUUGGAGUAUUACGAUUAUUAUUUUGCCAAAUUUAAUAAAUAUCCAAAAGUUUGUAAAAAAACUGAAACAGUGACAAAUCUUGAAUCAAUUUUAAAUACAGGCAAGAAGGAUAAGACAAAUAAAAAUAUUAUGAAAGUGGAUGGCGAAAAUGACGUGACGAAAUUAAAUGUAGCCAAAGUAGCGACUUACACAAAUCUUGAAACUAAUUUGGAAAUAACAGCUACGUCUAUUAAUGCAAUUCCUCAGGAAGUAAAUCAACAGAGGCUUCAAAAUAAAAACUUUACUGGGGAAGACGUUGAAGAGAAGGUUCUUAAGCCUAUUAAAGAUUUAUAUCCACUUGGAUCCAAUUGGAGCGAGAUUGCAGAAAUUAUCUCUAACGAAAUUGUGUUAAAAAAUUUAAAUGUCCACUGGGAUGACGUUAAAGGCUUAGAUGAAUGCAAGACACAACUGAAAGAGGCGACGGUCUAUCCUUUAAAAUAUCCUAUGCUAUUUUCCGGAAACAUUGCUCCAUGGAAGGGAAUUUUGCUUUACGGGCCACCUGGAACAGGUAAAACUAUGUUAGCAAAGGCUGUCGCUACAGAAUGUGAAGCAACCUUUUUCAAUGUGACAUCAAGUUCAAUUGUUAGCAAGUGGAGAGGAGAGACAGAAAAAUAUAUACGUGUUCUUCUGGAUCUAGCGAAACAUUAUGCACCGUCAAUUAUUUUCAUCGACGAAAUUGACUGGACAGCAAUUUGUAGUGAUGAUUCUUCGGCAUCGAAAUCCGAGCCAAGUCGAAGAUUCCGAGCAGAAUUACUUUCCAGACUGGAUGGAUUAUUAACAAUGGAAAAUGCCAAUAUAUUAUUAUUAGCAGCAACAAAUAUACCAUGGGUUUUAGAUGCUGCUCUACUGCGAAGAUUAGAAAAACAUAUUCACGUAGGUCUUCCGAAUGAAGAAACCAGGAGAGAAAUUUUCAAAACUUACAUAUCCAAGGACAUAUCACAAUUAGCGGAAUUCUCAAAUUUGGUAAAUCAAACAAAGGGAUAUUCAUGUGCUGAUAUUAAAUUGUUGUGUAAGGAAGCAUAUAUGAAACAAUUACGACCAAUUUUGAAGUACCUGGAAAGUAAUAAUAUUGUUAAGAAGGAAAUAGGUUGUGACAAUUUUAUAAACAAUAUAAAUCACCUCAAAGAGUCAAUGCGAAUAAUCAAACCGAUUUCUUUAAAAGACGAAAAAACAAAGUACAAAAACUGGAGCAGAAGAAAUGAUCACCUUGUAGAAACUGAUGAAAGUGAUUUCGAAUAGAAGAUUAUUCAGAUUAUAAAGUAUUAUUAUUUACAU
Molecule: messenger RNA, 1597 nt
Organism: Leptopilina heterotoma
Lineage: Eukaryota; Metazoa; Arthropoda; Insecta; Hymenoptera; Figitidae
Product: katanin p60 ATPase-containing subunit A-like 2
Exons: 8
Coding region: 68-1561 (497 amino acids)
Molecular function (GO): protein binding; ATP hydrolysis activity; ATP binding
Source: RefSeq, a predicted model, not a curated record